Molecule: messenger RNA, 3047 nt
Organism: Morone saxatilis (striped sea-bass)
Lineage: Eukaryota; Metazoa; Chordata; Actinopteri; Moronidae
Gene: fem1c
Product: fem-1 homolog c
Molecular function (GO): protein binding
Source: RefSeq, a predicted model, not a curated record
GGGUUCGCGAUUUGACAGAAACUGAGUCGUGAUCAUCCGGUGGAGCCGUGGGUGGAUCGCCUUCCCUGUUUACCUCCCCCUGCGCUGAGAUUAUACCGUCGCUGCCAGCUUGCUCGGGACGACUAUCCGCUGCACUGAGGGGGGUAACGUCGGUCGUUUUGUGUCUCGGUGUGUGUGUGUGUGUGUGGGUGAGAGAGAGAGGGAGAAACGGACUCGGACACCGGGGAUAUCCCCUCCUCCGGUUCGGUUGGACGAACAACGGAGCGAACGUCGUUUUCCCAGGCUAAGCUAACAGCGUUACGGGUGGGGGUGGAUGUCUGCGUCGGCCCUCCGAAAGCAAAUGUAAGUAGCGUCUCAGGAGUAUGUUGUGAGGCGAUGACAAGCACGGGAAGCGGAGCUAAUGGGGGAGAGCUUGUUGGAAAAGGGGGGAGACGUGUCAACGGAUGAGUAUCGGCUGAGCGAUCAAUAAAAUAAAAUAAAAGAGAGAGAGAGAGCGAAGCUAGUCGGUUAGCUCACGUUGAUCAAGGAAGUUGACUAGCCACCUUGCUAACUCGGCGACAAUUAACCGCACCAAAGGUUUGUGGUUGGAAAGAGAAAAGACCGAGUUGUUUAAUCAGAGCUGGAGAUUCAUAGAACAGGCAGGUGAUGAGACAUUUGUUUUGAGAAGCUGAAGUUUUUAUACAAAGUCACGUAUUGCUGUUUUAACCCCAGAAGAGAGAAAAUACGUUCGCUAUAAAAGUCCGAGCUUGUUGUAAACAAAGAGGGUCCGAGCUGCACCGGUCCACGGACACGGUUACACCUCGGGGUUCACGGACAGCGCUGGCUGGCUUUUUUUUUGUGUUUAGUUCUUUUUAUAUAUUUCUUAUUCAACAGUGAACACUUUGCACUCAGAGAUGGAUUUAAAGACCGCAGUUUUUAACGCAGCCAGGGACGGUAAGCUCCGUCUGCUUCAGAAACUGCUGGAGAACAAAGAUGGACACGAGGUGACCAAGCUGAUGGGCGAGAAGACAAACGGGGCCACCCCGCUCCUGAUGGCCUCCCGGUACGGCCACCUGGACCUGGUAGAGUACCUGCUGGAGUGCUGCAGCGCUCCCGUGGAGGUCGGUGGGUCGGUGAACUUUGACGGGGAGACCAUCGAGGGAGCGCCCCCUCUGUGGGCGGCCUCGGCGGCGGGUCACCUCAAAGUGGUCCAGUCCCUGCUGGGCCACGGGGCUUCUGUCAACAGCACGACCCUGACCAACUCCACACCGCUGAGGGCAGCCUGCUUUGAUGGCCACCUGGACAUUGUGAAGUACCUGGUGGAGCACAAAGCGGACCUGGAGGUGGCCAACAGACACGGGCACACGUGUCUCAUGAUCUCCUGCUACAAGGGACACAAGGACAUAGCGCAGUACCUGCUGGAGAAAGGAGCAGAUGUCAACAGGAAAAGUGUAAAAGGCAACACGGCACUUCAUGACUGUGCAGAGUCGGGAAGUCUGGAGAUCAUGCGGAUGUUACUGCAGUAUGGGGCAUCCAUGGAGCAGGACGGUUACGGCAUGACACCCCUGCUCUCUGCCAGCGUCACAGGCCACACGAACAUUGUAGACGAACUGACAACGCACCAGCAGACGAGCCCCAUGGAGCGCAUCGAUGCCUUGGAGCUCUUGGGAGCCACGUUUGUUGACAAGAAGAGAGAUCUGCUCGGAGCUUUAAAAUACUGGAAGAGAGCCAUGGACCUCAGGUACAUGGACAGUAACAACAUUGUCCAUAAACCGGAACCCAAGCAGCUGAUCAUGGCAUACGACUACGCCAAAGAGGUAACAAACGGAGAAGAGCUGGAUGGGCUGAUAUCUGACCCGGAUGAGAUGCGCAUGCAGGCCCUGCUCAUCCGAGAGAGGAUCCUCGGCCCCCAGCACCCAGACACCUCUUACUACAUCCGUUACCGCGGUGCUGUCUAUGCUGACUCUGGGAACUUUGAGCGCUGUAUCAAUCUGUGGAAGUAUGCGCUGGACAUGCAGCAGAGCAACCUGGACCCGCUCAGCCCCAUGACAGCCUCCAGCCUGCUGUCGUUCGCUGAGCUCUUCUCCUUCAUGCUGCAGGACAGGGCCAAGGGGCUCCUGGGGACAUCGGUGUCAUUUGAGGACUUGAUGGGGAUCCUUUCCAAAAGUGUGUUGGAGAUCGAGCGGGCGGUUAAACAAAACGGACCUAUGCCUCCUGACCCUGCCCAGCUUAGCAAGGCCCUGUCAAUCAUCCUGCACCUCAUUUGUCUUUUAGAGAAGGUGCCGUGUACUGCAGAGCAGGACCACUUUAAGAAGGAAACUAUCUAUAGAUUCCUGAAGCUUCAGCCGUGCGGUAAGAAUGGCUACAGUCCACUACACCUGGCGGUCGACCGCAACACCACCUGUGUGGGCCGCUAUCCCGUCUGCAAGUUCCCCUCCCUCACAGUCGCUUCCAUCCUUCUCGAGUGUGGGGCGGACGUUAACUGCCGCGAUGAAGAUGACAACAGCCCCCUUCACAUCGCCGCGUCCAAUGGUCACCCGGACAUCAUGAACCUGCUGAUUUCAUGCGGGACUCACUUUGACAGCACCAACGCCUUCCAACAAACAGCCUGCGACCUCCUGGACGAGAAGGAGCUCUCCAGGAAUGUCAUCCAGCCCAUAAACCACACCACGCUGCAGUGCCUAGCCGCCAGGGCCAUCAUCAAGCACAGCCUCAACUACCGGGGAAACAUCCCCGAGAAACUAGAGGCCUUUGUCUUGCUCCACAGAUAAUUGUGAACGAGUAGAGGGGGAUGGAUGAAAAGAGGAAAGGGUGUGAUUAUAUCAAGCGGACUGGACGGAGUGAGGAGCACUAUAGUUCAAUGCCUAACCCAUGAGGGGUUUGAGGAGCUGAAGGACAGUUACGUGGGUUUGGUAAGGAGUAUGAACUUGAAGAUUCAUGUGAACAAAAAUGUCCUCAUUCAACCAGGAUAAACUGAAAAAGGAAGGGAGUAAACGGAGGAAUGAGUUACCAUUUUUCUUCCUCUGUUUGCUCUUUCGCGGAGCCACAGCUCUGACUGCUCACAGCCC